Messenger RNA from Cotesia glomerata, 2057 nucleotides. RefSeq names its product exonuclease 1 (gene tos). The record is from RefSeq and is a predicted model, not a curated record. The transcript is spliced from 4 exons. Gene Ontology annotation, cellular component: nucleus. Lineage: Eukaryota; Metazoa; Arthropoda; Insecta; Hymenoptera; Braconidae. The coding region runs from base 285 to 2057 and encodes 590 amino acids. Gene Ontology annotation, biological process: DNA recombination; mismatch repair. Gene Ontology annotation, molecular function: metal ion binding; 5'-flap endonuclease activity; 5'-3' DNA exonuclease activity.
ACCUUGUCGUCCUCUUGGUUAGCAAUAAGACGCUUUGUAAACACAUGUGUAAAAAUUUACUUAACUUAUUUUUUACUCAUCAGUUGUUUCGGUUAAUUAUAAUAUUGACAAUUUGCUAAAAUAACAGCAGACAUCAUCUAGAAUUCUGUGAUUAAUUGCUGAUAUUCAUUUAUGAUUAUCAAUUUUUGUUCCGGCGAGUAAUGAUACAUACUCAACAGUUUUUCUAUUUAGUUUAAUUUGGUUUUAAAAAAUAUUUUAAGUAAUUUGCAAUUUAAUUUAUCAAUAUGGGAAUCACUGGAUUGCUGCCGUUUUUGGACAAGUCCUCAAAAAGAGGAAACAUCAGUCAAUUUUCAGGAGGUACUGUUGCUGUUGAUACUUAUUGCUGGCUUCAUAAAGGUGUUUUUACUUGUGCUGAAAAAUUGGCCUUGGGAGAACCAACUGACGGAUAUGUACAAUAUUGUCUCAAGUUUGUGCAAAUGUUACUGGCGAACAGGAUCAAGCCAAUCUUGGUGUUUGAUGGCUGUUAUUUACCUGCAAAAUCUGAAACUGAGAUAAAACGACGAGAGUCAAGAGAGACGAAUAAACGAAGAGCAGCAGAGUUGAUGAAAAUGGGCCGUAAUGCUGAAGGAAAAGCUAUUCUCCGUAGAUCCGUGGAUGUAACUCAUGAAAUGGCACUGCAAGUAAUUAAAAAGUGUCAAGAAUUAAACGUUGAUUGUAUUGUUGCGCCAUACGAAGCAGAUGCUCAAUUAGCUUACUUAAAUACAUCCGGAAUAGCUGAUGUUGUUAUUACUGAAGACAGUGAUUUGACGUUAUUUGGAUGUACUAAGAUAUUUUUUAAAAUGGACAUCAAUGGCAACGGCGUGUUAGUAGAGCAAGAUCGUCUUCACCUAGCGAUGAAUUUAAGCCCAACUCAAUUUGACCUUGAUAAAUUCCGCCACAUGUGUAUUUUAUCCGGAUGCGACUACCUCCCAUCAUUACCAGGAAUUGGACUGAACAAAGCCUGUAAAUUUAUAUUAAAGAACACAGACCCAGAUAUACACAAAGCUCUAGUUCGACUGAGUUCAUACUUAAACAUGAAAUCACUGUGUGUAACUCCAGAAUAUCGAGAUGGAUUUAUCCGAGCGCUCGUUACCUUCAAGCACCAAUUAGUAUUCUGUCCAAUCCAGAGAAAACAAGUGAGACUGAUUCCUCCGCCACCGGAGGUAACACCAGAGCAAUUGCACCACGCAGGAGACGAGAAGCCCGCUGACUUAGCGUUCCAAUUAGCCUUGGGUAACUACGAUCCGACUUCGAUGAAAAAAUUAUACGACUACAAUCCCGAUACAGCGCUCAGUCGGCCAAGAAAUUCCUGGCACAAAGGAUCUGGGAUUCCAAGCUCGAGUAUUUGGUCAAAAGAUUUUAAAAUUUCGAGUGUUAAAAAGACUCCAGUUAAAAAUAAUAAGUGUAACAACACAAAGUGGCCAAACACUGCUGGGAAAGUAAUAACUUCUAAUACAGAUGCUCUGAAGUCUAAACCGAGUCCUUUAAAACGAUCUUUCGAAGACAUGGAGACUGAUCUUAGCGAAAGUGAUAUUAUUAAAAUGUAUGGCAGUAAUAAAAUGCAAAAAAAUGAAGCAAUAAUUGAGACUAAAAUUAAAAAAGAAGAAGAAAUAAAAGAAUUAAAAACACCUCCUCGAGUCUCUCCGCAAAAUAAACCAAAUCCUUUUUUAAAAAAAUCACCAGAGACAUCACCUUGCUUGCUUCGAGGCUCAAGGAGAAGAAAAGUACGGACUUUUAUUGCUGUCGCGCCUACUGUAGUUGACGAAACUUCUCCAGUAGUGAGUAAAUACUUUUUUGAUGAUCCAAAAAUGACAAAUGAGGGAACCAAGCCUGCAACAAAUUUAAUUAAUCCAGGAAGCCAUAUUAUUCCAGAAACACAAGAUGAAGACUUGCCUGAAGACUUACCACUGUCUCAGCCUGACUCUUAUAAAGAAAAUAAGAUUGUAAAUAUUGAAAAAUUUAGGGAGAGACAGACACUCAGUAGGUUAGAUUCGGGAAUUGAUCAGACUAGUUCGUAG